Molecule: messenger RNA, 3894 nt
Organism: Mycena citricolor
Lineage: Eukaryota; Fungi; Basidiomycota; Agaricomycetes; Agaricales; Mycenaceae
Source: the annotation of a GenBank genome assembly
GGGGUCGUCCGGUUUCUCUUCCUCCACAUCCUGGCCCAUUCCAAAACUGCCGGGCAUUUCGUCUACAGCACGAAAAGUUCGGCCCCACUUUUUCCACUGACGAGGAUCAGAUUUCUACGUCUUACGUCAAUUCCGUGGCGUAUUUUCCCUCGAUCCGGCGCCCUUCUUUCUCCCAGGCCGUACAACUUGUUCCCGCAGAUUGAGGACAGCCCACGCGCGUCUAUCUCUGAACCAAGACUUGGUUACUAGCACACGUGAGUUUACGCUAUUCUCACUCAAUCUCUCUUUUUCGGAAUGCAAUCUUCGAUCUCCGCACCAGUCAGUCUGUGUACAUUAUAAGUGCUCGACAUGUCAUUCGCGCUCCGACCCAGUUGAUCCUCCGCGAUGCCUCGCUCCCCGUAUCCUUAUUCCUACUAUUCUCCUCCUCCUCACUACUCUCCUCCUACUCCAGUGUCCCCUCCUCGUGCCUUCGCUCAACCCUACCCCGAGCUGACACCUUACAUGCACCAGGAGAUAUCACUGUCCCCCGAAGACCAGUUGGUUAGCCAUUACAUGCCUCAAGCACCCUCCCCGCCCAUCCCCAUUGACCCUACUCUGUCGCUCUACCCUUCAUACUACCUACCCCCGUACGGAUCCCAGCCACCCCCGCAGCCCCCGCACCAUCCGCAUAUUCCGCCCCAUCACUUGUCGCUGCCGCAGAACUACUCGUCUCCAUCGUCUCAGGGUUCGGACACCAUCGGCACACCUCCGAUGUACUCCUCGUCAGCGAAUGGGAAUGGGAAACGCCCGGCGUCUUCCAUGUCGCAAUCCAACAUUAAGAAGGCGAGGAAUUAUGAUGACGACGAUGAACCUUUGAGUCCCUCGGCGGAGAAGGACGAGGGGAAACCCAAACCCACACGAGGGUCCAGGGCAUGCACUGUCUGCCGGCGUCUCAAAAUGAAGUGUGUGGGAGCUGAGAAGGGCCCGCCCUGUCAGCGCUGUGCGGCUGGAAACCACGAAUGCGUCUUUGAAGAGUCAAAUCGAGGCAAACGGUCAUCCAAAAAACACGAGCAUCUGACGAAGUCUAUACGUAAGCUGGAGCGCACACUGGAUACCGUUCUGCGCUCGAUCGGCAACCCAAGUCUCGCGUCCGGAAUGAUCUCUCGCUCGCCCUCGCCUUCUGCCGAGAUCGUCGCAGAGCUGAUGGAGAAGAUGCCUCCGCCUCCUGCUCCUCCCGCUGUGCGGACCUCCUCCAACCGGCCCAGUUCACCCAAAUUGCACUCCUUGCCCGAUAACUCGCUUAAUCCGCUCGGACUGCUAGCCGAAGCCAGUCUGGCUAACCGACGGACGCAUUCAACGAACCCAAGCGGUCUCGUGGCCCGGCCGACGCUCGUGAGCGAGCAGAAAGUGGGCGUCGCCAGCGACAACUAUUUCAAGCCUGGACCGAUGAACAUCUUGCCGCUCCGACGGCUCAUCAUUGAGCGCCAGGUGCAGCCUGAAAUGCUGACAUUUGUGACAACGGACGAGGUCGUUGCUUUGUUCAAAAUAUAUUUUGACCAUAUCAAUAUGCACUGCCAACUCCUGGAUGGGAACUUCCACACGCCGUCGUUGGUGUGCUCACGAUCACCCUUUUUGUUGACCACGAUUUGCGCCAUAUCGAGCAAAUUCUACACCGAGAAUCCCGACUUAUAUCCCAAGCUGACCGAUCUGGUCAAGAAGCUUGCGUUCAGCGUUCCCGCACGCGGAUACAAGUCUUUAGAGAUUGUGCAGGCGUAUCUUCUGCUUUCUUUGUAUGGCUGCGGUGGUGCCGUCGAGCGCUACGAGCAGGACCGCACGUGGAUUCUUUUGGGGAUGGCGAUCCGCGUCGCGACCGACUUGAAUCUGCACCGUAAAAGUUCCGUGACCAGCGACGAUUCAGAAGACGGCCGCGCUCGGGAUUACGAAGUGCAUAAUCGCGAGAGAACAUGGCUUCUGUGCUUCUGUCUGGACCGAAGUUUCAGUGCACAAAUGGGAAAGCCUUAUUCGAUCAGAGAAGACUUCAUCAUCCGCAAUGCGAUUCCGUGGGCACGGGUUCCGACUGCCAUCUGGUCAGAUGCAGGUCUCGCCGGUUAUGUGGAUCUGCAGAGAACCAUUUCACGCAGUCUGGAUGUGUUGUAUGCAAGUACGGACUCAGUGUCCGGGCUGAUCGAGAACUGCGACUACCUGCUGGUCAUCAAGACGUUCGAGACCCAGGUCCAAGCGACUCGCCAGAUUUGGGACAGCGAUGCUGCAGCUGUCUCUGAGCAGGUAUCGGGUACUCGGUGGUUCGAGUAUCGGAAACACAUCUCGCAGUUCUACUUCUACUACGCACUGCUGGUGCUCAAUUCGUUUGGGCUGCAGCAUGCGCUGGAGCGAACACCUCUAAAUAUCGGACACUUUUUCUCGCGGGUGCACUCGUCCGCGGUGUCCUGUGCGACGGUGGUGCGAGAUCAGCUGGGUCCGAAAGGGUUCCUGCGGUAUUCUCCCGAUUCGCAUUUCGUGCAAAUCUCGUAUGCCGUCCUCAGUCUGCUCAAGCUCAUCCGACCUGAGUUCCAAGCGUUCUUGGAACACGAGCAGCAGACGAUCGCGCUGGUCAAGGACGUCGCGGAUGUGCUUGAGAGCAUCUCGGUCAACGGACAGCACACUCCCUCGCUGUAUAGCACGUUCAUCAAGGCGCUGAUUGCUGCGCGGCUGGAGCCUAGUUCAGCCUCGAAGCCAUCUUCGUCUCGCAGUUCACAGGGUGCUACCCCCCAGCCACAGGAAGGGCCCACGCUCAGCAGCAACACGCCGGCGCCGUUCUUGGAUCGGGGGCCGGGGACGUUCACGCUGAACGAUUUCCAGGUGGACGGAGAGAUGGGGCCUGUCGCAGACAUGUCGACGUUCCCUCCGACGAUGGCACCCACGCCAAGCGAGGACUCCAUGGGCGUGCUUACGAUGGAUAACAUCCUAAGCAACGGUUUCUGGGACAGCAUGCUCGUGCCUGGUUACAACACCAUGGACGGCCUAAGCGGAGGUUUCAUCUUCGGGGCUGGGGGGAGCGGGCUGAUCACGCCGCACAUGGGUCCUUCGCCGUCGCAGAGUGGCGCGAACAGCCCUGCGCAUCAUCCCCAGCAGACGAUCCUGACGCAGAUGAACAUCAAUGCUGCCUUCCGCAGCGAAAACAAGGACUGAUGCACGCAUGCAUCAUCCUCGGUCCAAUGCUUUUUGGUUACAUUGGUGUGUACAUAUCAUACUGUACGUAUAUAGCUUUACAUUUGGGGUAUCCUACUAUGUACUCUGUAGUCUUAGUGCUUUGCUGUGAACGAGAAUUGAAGACUCUGCUCUCAUUUUAGACUUAUUACAAGACCAGGACUGUUCUGAAUGAUUCAAUGACAAUGUUGUUGGCCGAACUCAUACAUCCAUCCAUUCAUUCUUUCCACAUCCAUCCAUCGACUGCUGAUCUGCACCUUCGGCACCCCGUCGAGUGCGCAUCAGCUCCACUCCUCCACGAACUUCGCACUGACUGACAGACAGAGACAGAGGCUGGACUUUGGAGGCUCUCUCCGCCGGGACGAGACCCGCUCCGGGGACACGGAUAUGUCAGAUUCAGAUCCAGACAGAUCGUCGCGAGAUGCAAUGGACCUAGAUCCGGGCACCACCACCACCACCAGCCGACUCGCGCGGGACAGCAGGAGCGGCUCUCCCUCGAGGGGUCCAUUUCCUCCGGGCUGGCAUGUUCCUCUAGCCGGUACAGUGUGUGCAGUGUGCACACUUCGUCUGCGCCAGACUCUGUUUUUGUCGUGCUCAAAUGGUGCUAAAUUUGGCCGGAAACAGGCGUGUGUAUACUUAGUCGUCGGCGCCUGCAGUGACGUAGCGGGCCGCGGGGCGGAGUCAUAAUUAGGACGCGGGAUCGCAGCU